This is a messenger RNA of Cylicocyclus nassatus, 978 nucleotides long. The record is from the annotation of a GenBank genome assembly. Lineage: Eukaryota; Metazoa; Nematoda; Chromadorea; Rhabditida; Strongylidae.
GUUGUCUACCCGUGAAGAUCUUUUCAGAGUCUCCAACUGGCAAGAUGAACAACGAUUUCGACAGAAGAGAAAGAACGGUGUUCGUAUCCAUGAUACACAAAUCGAUUAACGAUGACAGACUGUAUGACUUGAUGAGCAAGGCACGACCGAUUGAAAAAGUGAUCUUCAAGGAGAAUCCGGAUGGCACUUUGCUGCACGCGCUCGUGAUUUUCAGGAACAUACAAUCUGUUGUCUUCUCCAUGCUGCAUUUGCAACCUUUGAUGGGCAACUCAAAACUGGUUCAGAUUCGUCCAUUACGCGAGAGCUCACAUCGCACUUCUCCGUGGUGCUACUCCCAUCUCAGCAGAAAGGAGUUAUCGAAAGAUGGAGCCUUCCAGCAGAACAAAGACCAGCCAAAAUCAGCCUUGAAUGCUGGACGUGAUUGCUGUGCUGCAAAUAUGAUAGACCUGCAUUUGAACUCCUCACUGAAGUCUGCUCAGGGCGAGCCGUAUCCUAUCAUCACCAGUGGUCGUGGAACUCCUUCUCUACACCCUCCAUCUGUACACAAUCCCAUGGUGCAGAGUACAGCGCAGGCAUCUACUAAUUCUUCUCCUCCAGUCGCAACUCGCUUUUAUCGCAACUUUUGAUAUGAUGACUCAAAGUAUGUGAAUUCGACUAUAACCAUGUUUAAGAGUAUAAGUUUCUGAUGAUGGAAUACCACUUGUUUCUUGUUUGUUAAAGCUUCUUGUGAAUUUUGAUAAUUUUAUAUGAAGACUGUCAUAUGUGAAUUGAUAAGUUUCGUUCCGUUUGAUGUUUUACCUAGCUCACUUUUUGUGCAGCUUCUUCGCAAAUCUCUGUUUUAUCAUCCUGGUGUGCGGGCCUCAUUGAGCGCCAACAUCGGUAUAAUGGUUCAAUUUCUGCAUUUCCGUUCCUCACAUGGACGCUGACGUUAUGUCUCAUGUCGUAACCAACCCUCUGUAUCAUCAUUGUGUUUAACUG